CCCACGUGAUUCAUCCUCUUCAUGACAUUAAUCUAUGUUAGGCGUGCAUGAGGAAGAUACUGAGACGCUCCUGGCCCUCCUGGAAUCUUCUCUAGGUCCUGAUGUGCCAUCUUCUCAGGGGGAAAUGCUAGAGGCGCUUGUGGCAGCGGGAGGAAAUGUCAACCAAGCUGCUCAAUCGUUCAAGAGUGCCUCCUCUUGGGAAGUCAGCGCGGGAUCUUCAAUGCGUCCUUCAAAGAGGCGCAAGCUAGAGAACAGCCUUAGUGGGUGGCUUGUAAGAACGAAAUCAACUCCUUCUACCAGCAGUGCGUCUUUAGUGAGUGGUACAUCUAAUACAUCGCCGUCUCUUCCCGUCAAAGAGAGACCGAUCACCUGCCUAACAUCGCCGGAAGUCUCGUCUAUCAGUGAGACGAGAUCCUCGGACAAACACGUGCGAUCAAAUAAGAACUACAAGAGUGAUCCUCCGCCUUUACUUUCCAUCCUAAAGGCUCCACCUUUUUCUCCAAAAAAGAAGAUCAGUCCGCCACCACUCCUGCUAGGAACACCCGAGUUGGUCACGAAAUACACACCGACAACACUUCAUCACUCAGUUCUCCCAAACGGCAUGUAUGAUUGAGACGUCUCGCCAAUUCACGAAUAGGUAAUUAAACUGCCCAGCAGAGCUUGCUUCCCGGCUCUUUUAUGUUAUGCUCGAUGAAGCCAAAUACUGGAAGACGUCAAAAUGGUACAUCAAUGAUCGUCUGGUGGAAUCACCCCAUCUAUCUUGCUUUUA
Molecule: messenger RNA, 769 nt
Organism: Cantharellus anzutake
Lineage: Eukaryota; Fungi; Basidiomycota; Agaricomycetes; Cantharellales; Hydnaceae
Exons: 1
Coding region: 35-613 (192 amino acids)
Source: RefSeq, a predicted model, not a curated record